This is a messenger RNA of Nycticebus coucang (slow loris), 3204 nucleotides long. RefSeq names its product tripartite motif containing 15 (gene TRIM15). Gene Ontology annotation, molecular function: zinc ion binding; protein binding. Bases 98 to 1777 code for a protein of 559 amino acids. NCBI's taxonomy places the organism in Eukaryota, Metazoa, Chordata, Mammalia, Primates, Lorisidae. The record is from RefSeq and is a predicted model, not a curated record. The transcript has 8 exons.
GGUAAGCAGUCAUCACAUGGUGACGUGCAGUGUCUUAACAGCAUCUCCACCCUAGAGUCUCCGGAAGUCAACACCUCCCACUCCAGUCUGGACUUUGAUGCUGUGGGCACUCCCCAAAGCCAGAAGUUUAUGGCUCCCACCUGCUCAAUUUGACAGGAAGCGUCUCCUCCCCAUUUCUCCCCACCCACUGUGGACAAGAGAUUCCCAGAAACCCCAUCUCCCUGUGACCUCAUGGUGUGCUCUGCUCCCCACCCCAGGGACAGAAGGAGCCAGAAGGAGUACACAAUCAGCUUACUUGCCCCCCACUGGGAAAUUCCAGGGAAAGGAAAUUCGUGUGGACGAAGGCAAAGGCCCGAGUGGACAGGCUGGGGAAGGCAUUGUGAUGCCCUCAACCCCCACCCUGCAGGUGGUUCAUGAGGGGGCCAACUGUCCUGCCUGCACGAGGCGCCGGGAGGAUGCGGUGACCACCACCUGUGGACACACCUGCCAGCUCUGCCUCCUGCCGCCCUCCCAGAUGGGGGCUCAGCCCUCAGGCAAGAUCCUACUCUGCCCACUCUACCAGGAGGAGGAGCAGUCAGAGGCCCCCAUGGCCCCUGUCCCCCUAGGCUCACUGGAGGAGACUUACUGUAAGGAGCACGGUGAGAAGAUAUACUUCUUCUGUGAAAAGGAUGCUGAGUUCCUCUGUGUGUUCUGCCGGGAGAGUCCUUCCCACCAGGCCCACCCUAUGGGGCUCCUUGAUGAGGCUAUUCAGCCCUACCGGGAUCGUCUCAGGAGUCGGCUAGAAGCUCUGAUUGUAGAAAGAGAUGAAAUUGAGAACAUAAAGUAUCAAGAAGACCAGAAGCUUCAAGUGCUUCUGGCUAAGAUUGAAAACAAGAAGCAACAGAUAGAAGCAGCUUUUGAGAGGCUGGAGCAGGACCUGAAGGAACAGCGGUGUCUCCUGCUGGCCAGGCUGAGAGAGCUAGAGAAGCAGAUUUGGAAGGAGAAGAUUGAGUACAUGGCAAAGGUCUCUGAGGAGGUUGCUGAGCUUGGAGCCCAGGUCACAGAGCUGGAGGAGAAGUGUCAGCAGCCAGCAAGUGAGCUUUUACAAGAUGUCAGAGUCAACCAGAGCAGGCGUGAGAUAAAGACUGUUGUGAGGACAGAGACCAUUUCUCAUGAACUUGUCAAGAAGAUCCGCGAUCUCCAUAGGAAAACACUCGCCCUCCCAGAGAUGAUGAGGACAUUCUCAGAAAACUUGGCGCAUCAUUUGGAGACAGAUUCAGGGGUCAUCACUCUGGACCCUCAGACCGCCAGCCGGAGCCUAGUCCUCUCCAAAGACAGGAAGUCGGUGAGGUACACCGGGCAGGGGCGGAACCUGCGCGGCAGUCCCCUGCGCUUCGACGGCCUCCCCGCGGUGCUGGGCUCUCCGGGCUUCUCUUCCGGGCGCCACCGCUGGCAGGUGGAGGUGCAGCUGGGAGACCGCGGCGGCUGCAUGGUGGGGGUGGCCGGGGAGCAGGUGAGGAGGAAAGGCGACAUGGGCCUGAGCGCCAAGGAGGGCGUCUGGGCCGUGAUCUUCUCGCACCAGCAGUGCUGGGCCAGCACCUCCCCCGGCACCGACCUGCCGCAGAGCGACAUCCCGCGCGGCGUGGGCGUUGCCCUGGACUACGAGGCUGGGCGGGUGACUCUCCUGGACACCCAGACCCAGGCUCCCAUCUUCACUUUCACCGCCUCUUUCUCAGGCAAAGUCUUCCCUUUCUUUGCCGUCUGGAAAAAAGGUUCCUGCCUGACUUUGAAAAGCUGAGGUGGAGUGGAGACCCGAGUGUCCUGAGACCCAGCUCCUCCCCUCGCCCUCAGAAAGGCCUUGGGCAACUCCUUGUGCCGGAGUGAGGUGGGAGGGCAGGUGAUCUCUGGCCUGGAACAGGACAGUGAUGUGUGUGCUUAUGUAUCUUAACGCCUUUCAGCUCUCUAACCCCCAAAGCUGCCCUUGACCCCCAGCCUUCUCUGCAUGGCGAGAGGAGGACCAGAGGCAGGGGGGCUGUGCCUGGGACAUCAGCAAACCUGAGAGUCAGUGGGCUUUGGGGAGCGGGGUGGGAUCUAAAAUAAAAUCUUUAAAGCUGAAAAGUAUUCAUCAUAGGAAAAACCAGGACCUGCUUGGGCUUGCACAAGAAAAUUGACUUUUUACACACCUGGAGACUCCUUCACCUGUGCAGGGUUUAGGGCCUCUUCAUCAGCCCUUUCUUUCUGCUCAGGUCAUUCCUCUAGAUCUGUAGAGAAUGUCCUAAUAAAGUGUGACCCCCAGACCUCUGCAUUUCAUGUGCCUAAUCAGUGCUGAUGAAGCUGAUGGGAAGGCUUAAAUGCAGUGGAGUGUGUCUCUGGCAACAACUUGGGGGUAACAAGGGUUGGGGGGCCUGAGGGGAUAUUAGGCUCCGACAGGAUGAGUCCUGCUUCUUCCAUGGCCAAGACACAACCCUGCCCUUUCCUUUACACAGGACUUCCCUGAUGACAGUGGGACAGUCACCAAGCAUUACAGAAGGCUAUGAGGUUAAAAAAAUUGUUUUUUAAAACAUGAUAUUCAUAUGAUACAUCUGUGAAAUACAUAGAACUUUGGUUUUUCUCUUUCUGUGAUGGAUAAAACUAGUCCACAGUUAACUUAACUAACAGCUGGUCUGACCUGCUAAGGUAGAAUCUGGUCCUGUGCCAAGUCCCUCAGUGCAGUUGUUAAGGUGAAAGAGAAGCAAGCCUAACUCCGUUUUGAUAUAAUUCUUUUCCCUGAGAAUCACUGGGAAGGCAAAGCAGGCCUGAUUCCAUUCUGUUGUUUUGCUACAUUUUAUGGCUUUUAAAAAAAAAAAACAUGGAGGGAGUAUCAGAAAGAAAGGAGUGAUGUUCUUUUCUCCUGCUUGUUCUGAUAAAGCGUUUAGUGAAGAGUAUUAACAAGAGCAUCGCAGUUUUGGAUACAGAGUUGUGUGGCAUAAUCUUAACUAUCCUAUUCUGUUUCCUGCUGUCAUAAAACUGUUCUUGCGAGGGUGGCACCUGUGACUCAGUGAGUAGGGCGCUGGCCCCAUAUACCGAGUGUGGUAGGUUCCCAGCCCCGGCCAAAAUGCAACAAAAAAAUAGCCGGGCAUCGUGGUGGGCGCCUGUAAUCCCAGCUACUCGGGAGGCUAAGGCAAGAGAAUAGCCUAAGACCAAGGAUUUGGAAGUUGCUGUGAGCUGUGACACCACGGCACUCUA